GCUCUCCUGGUACUCGUCACCAUGGCUCCUUUCCUGAGGAUCGCCUUCAACUCGUACGACAUGGGCAUAUUGCCUUUGUCUGACGAUGAGCCCUUCUGUGCAAUCAAAAUGAAGGAAGCUUUGACUACAGAACGAGGUAAGACACUCGUUCAGAGAAAGCCCACCAUGUACCCGGCCUGGAAAGCCAGCUUCGACGCGCACAUCUACGAGGGCCGCGUGCUUGAGAUACUGCUGAUGAAGACGCCGGAGGCGGCGCUCGCCGAGGUCACCGUCGGCGUCUCCGUUCUCGCUGAGCGCUGCAAGAAAGCCAACGGGCGUGCUGAAUUCUGGGUGGAUCUCCAUCCAUCGGGGAAAGUGAUGAUGGCGGUGCAGUAUUUUCUGGAGGAUACGGAUCAAGAGAGCAAGCAGGCGGCGAAGGAGGAAGAGGCUCCAACGCUGAACCGUAGACGAGGAGCCAUCAAGCAAGCGAAGAUCCACUUCAUAAAGAACCACGAGUUCAUCGCCACGUUCUUCAGGCAGCCCACUUUCUGUUCUGUGUGCAGAGAGUUCGUCUGGGGACUGAACAAGCAAGGCUAUAAAUGCAGACAAUGCAACGCAGCCAUCCAUAAGAAGUGCAUAGACAAAAUCAUAGGCAGAUGCACGGGUACUGCUGCCAACAGUCGGGACACCGUGUUCCAGAAGGAGCGGUUUAAGAUCGACAUGCCCCACCGUUUCAAGACCAACAACUACAUGAGUCCCACCUUUUGCGACCACUGCGGGAGCCUGCUGUGGGGUCUGGUCAAACAGGGCUUGAAGUGUGAAGAGUGUGCCAUGAACGUUCAUCACAAGUGUCAGGACAAAGUGGCCAACCUGUGUGGGAUCAAUCAGAAGCUUCUAGCCGAAGCACUAACACAAAUCAGUCAGAAAUCUUCCACUCGUCGCUCAGAUCCCAACCUGCCUGCUGGUAUUGCUGAUAUUGGAAUAUACGAUGAAGUUAACAAACUUUCUGAACUUGGGAUCAACGACGGGUCCCCAUAUGGCAGACUUUGGGAAGGAUCCACCCAAAGACCACAGUCUCGAAUUACCCACCUGACCCGAGUCAACAUCGACAACUUCGUCCUCCACAAGGUGUUGGGAAAAGGCAGCUUUGGCAAGGUCCUCCUUGCAGAGCUGAAGGGCCGUGGGGAGUAUUUUGCCAUAAAGGCUCUAAAGAAGGACGUGGUGCUGAUGGAUGAUGAUGUGGAGUGCACUAUGGUAGAGAAGAGGGUCUUGGCUUUAGCCUGGGAAAACCCCUUCCUCACCCACCUUUACUGCACCUUCCAGACAAAGGAGCAUCUGUUCUUUGUGAUGGAGUAUCUUAACGGAGGCGAUUUGAUGUUUCACAUUCAGGAAAAAGGCCGCUUCGAGCUUAACAGAGCCACGUUUUACUCUGCCGAGAUCGUUUGUGGUCUGCAGUUCUUGCACUCCAAAGGAAUCAUCUACAGAGAUCUUAAAUUAGACAAUGUCAUGCUGGAUCAUGACGGCCACAUAAAGAUCGCUGACUUCGGUAUGUGCAAGGAGAACGUGUUCGGGGAGAAUCGGGCCACAACUUUCUGUGGCACCCCUGACUACAUUGCUCCUGAGAUCCUGUUGGGACAGAAGUACACGUUCUCAGUUGACUGGUGGUCGUUCGGGGUGUUGCUGUACGAGAUGCUGAUUGGCCAGUCGCCUUUUCACGGUGAUGAUGAGGAUGAGUUGUUUGAGUCCAUCCGCAUGGACACUCCCCACUAUCCUCGCUGGAUCAACAAGGAGGCCAAAGACCUGCUUGAACAGUUGUUUGACAGGGACCCAACACACAGGCUAGGAGUUGUGGGAAACAUCCGGUUACAUCCCUUCUUCAAGACCAUUAACUGGCAGUCUUUGGAGAGGAAAGAGGUUGACCCACCCUUCAAACCCAAAGUGAAAGCGCCAAACGACUGCAGUAACUUCGAUCGGGAGUUCCUUAAUGAGAAGGCACGGCUUUCUCACAGCGACAAGAACUUCAUAGACUCCAUGGACCCUUCUGCAUUUGCCGGCUUUUCCUUCAUAAACCCCAAGAUGGAGCACCUUCUAGAGAAGUGAUGGCCUUUACCACCAGCCUGACUCAGGGGGUGUCUCCUGUCGUUUAUGGGACGAUUCUCCGACUUAGAGACAAAUGAGGCGCUCCUCAAAUAAAUCAGUAUUUAUAUAACUUUUAUUUUGGGUUGCAAACCAUUGCCCAUUGGUACAUAUAGAAAGAAACAUGUCUGUACUGUAUAUGCUGAUGUUGUAUUUGUGUGCAUGCUUAUUACUGGUUACAGUUGUGAAAGCCUUUGUGAGUAAUAAUAAUAAUAACAUGGUGGGAGGCUGAAAAUACUUUCACUCCAUGUAACGUCAGCGCUACAAUAGGGAGUCUUUUGGUUUCCUUCAUCACACGCAGCUCAGUGCAACUGGAGAUAGUAAAUAAUGAAGAGUUAAGGCUUCGUCUGUAAACUGUACUGUGUGUGUCAGCUGUAGAUUAAUUGUGUAGAUCAGGCAAGUGCAUGUGCGCGGCUCAGAACAACAAUAACAUGCCCGUCUUCAAACUGUAGAUAAUUAAGGAUCUUAUCUUUCUGAAACCUCUGCAUUGUUGCUUCUGACUUGAUUACUUCAAAGUACAGUGGGGUUUCAGCCGUAGUUGUUUUGCUGAUUGAAGAUGAAAAGAUCAAAUUUAAAACACCACCAGCUGCCCUCUACUGUAUAAGGUAGUGAAUUUGGUGAAGUCGUUGGUACAGAGGGUUUAAUAAUGUUGUCUGAAUGUAGUUGGGAAGCAGGACAUCACUGAAUUCCUGUAUAUAAAUAUUUUAGAUGUAUAUUGCUGUAACAUGUAUAUUGGUUCUGUAAUGAUGUACUUUUUCUAUCCAUACUUGCAUCUGAUUUAAAAAAAAAAAUUGGCUCCCAAAACUGCUGCUUCUUUUGUAUGUAGUAAUAAUAAAAAUAUUAGAGACAUAUGCGUACACAAUCUAUGUUCCAAAGAAUUUGUCAUUAAAAAAAAGAUUACGAGUCGUAUUGUUGUUGGUUGGAUUAUGUUUGUUAUAGAUGCUUCAACUUUGCAGUCUGAAGACAUUUUCUUGUGUUUAUUUAUGUUUGUACUUUUGGCUCAUCACAUAGACGCAUAUUUUAACAGAUUAAUUUCAAGGUGAGACAGUUCAAUGGUUCCCUACAUGCAACACUUGAACCAUUCCACCUUUCAUCACUUUACAACCACAAACCUCAAUGUGUUUUAUUAGGAUUUUAUGUUAUAGAUCGACACAAAGUCACGUAUAAAUAUGAAGCAGAACAAAAGGAAUUCAUGUCUUUUUUUUUUUGUUUUUAACCAAGGCAACCCUGCAAAUUGUGCCAUGUAUUUGUGUAUAGCCCUCUUUGAUCUAAUGUCCCUAAAUAAAAUCUAGUGCAUCCAAUUACCA
This is a messenger RNA of Fundulus heteroclitus (mummichog), 3422 nucleotides long. Its product is annotated as protein kinase C, delta a. Gene Ontology annotation, biological process: peptidyl-serine phosphorylation; intracellular signal transduction. The record is from RefSeq and is a predicted model, not a curated record. Gene Ontology annotation, molecular function: diacylglycerol-dependent serine/threonine kinase activity; ATP binding. Lineage: Eukaryota; Metazoa; Chordata; Actinopteri; Cyprinodontiformes; Fundulidae.